Daphnia pulicaria is the source of this 2687-nucleotide messenger RNA. Its product is annotated as sphingomyelin phosphodiesterase-like. The record is from RefSeq and is a predicted model, not a curated record. Lineage: Eukaryota; Metazoa; Arthropoda; Branchiopoda; Diplostraca; Daphniidae. The transcript has 10 exons. Gene Ontology annotation, cellular component: lysosome. Gene Ontology annotation, biological process: sphingomyelin catabolic process; ceramide biosynthetic process. Gene Ontology annotation, molecular function: acid sphingomyelin phosphodiesterase activity. The coding region runs from base 831 to 2600 and encodes 589 amino acids.
AGAAGGAUACUACUGACAUCAGUCGACAUUCAGCGGACCAAUCAAAAACAUUCCUCCGGUUUUAGCUCAAAGGACGAAUUCGUUAUACCCCUUCGUGCAGAAUGGAAAUCACCGUUAAAGUCGUAUUGGUGAAAACCCCCUAAAAUAAUUCGCGUCCAUUUGUAUUGUGUUGUGUGUCCUCCACCCUCGUGAAAAAACGUGACGACACCUUUAAGAACCGAGUGACGCGAUAUAACAAGGAAUGGCGACUCUACGGAUACGGGCAUGGCGAUUAAUAUCUUCUUAGCAAAAUGAGGAAACUUCUUCUACUUCGGACAAGUUGGCGCCUCUGCAAUAACAAGACGUUUAUCUCUUUUUAUUUUUCAAUUGGUUUGGAAUACGCCUGAUUUGCUUUGUAUUUCGCUUGAUAUUAUCUUUUUUACCUUGGCAAAGCAACUGUAAAUGAAUCAAUUAAAAAAAAAAGAAAAUCAAUUUGUGGGUUUGGUUGUCCAAGGGUUUGUCUGCCGAUGACGUAUAUCACUGGAUCGAUAACAGUUUGAGUCAACGGAAAAUACGCGAUAAGCUAUACAUUACGGAUGUCAAAUAAGACUGACAUUCGUUCCACCUGUCAUAAACACGUGAUAAUCUAUAAUCCUAACUCCAGACGACGGGUAAGAAAGAUAGUCUGAAGAUAUGCCUGUGUAACAUAAGUACAAAACAAGCGAAAACAAGGACAUCAUGAUUGAGUUUGAUAAUUUAUACGAAAUAGGGAUACGCUAGUCCGAGACCUUAUAACUUGUCCUGAUCCUUUAUUUUCGUGACUGUUUGUCAUAAGUGGUCGUUGACGCUGAAUGAUGCGCUGGUCCUCGUUAAUCUUCAUCGCCCUGUUGGGUGGCUCCUUUACACUACUCGAAGGAGCGCCAGCUCCCGAAACAACCAAGUUGUCGCCAUCUACUGAAGAUGAAGACAAGAAUAUUUUUACUUGUAACCUUUGCGAGGACUUUGUCAACGAUAUCUACGAGCUCUUACGAAAUGGAACAGUAACCGACGAGCAAAUUGUCGAGUACAUUGUCGGAAUCUGCAUCCGAUUGGAUAUUUUUGCCAAUCCCGAUCAAGUUUGUGGUGGAAUGGCUCGCAUCGCUCUGCCAACUAUCAAGUACAUUGACAGCACCGACGUGGUCAAUGUCGGCAACGUCUGUGGAAUGCUCCUGCAGGAUCAAAACUGCCAAUUUUCCGAUGUGCAACAGUUGGAAUGGACCAUCAACCUCAACGCCGAAACUAAGCCACCAGUGAAUCAACCAAGCCAACCUCCGGCAGGUUCACCAACUGUCAAAGUGCUACACUUGGCCGACAUCCAUUGGGAUCCGGAAUACCUGGCUGGAUCGAAUGCCGAAUGCGGAGAUCCGCUCUGUUGUCGUGAAACUUCGGGGGAAGUUGUCAACGCCACAGCCGCCGCCGGUUACUGGGGGGAUUAUCGCACCUGUGAUUUACCCUGGUAUUUAGUAGAAAAUGCAGUUUCUCAAAUGGCUGAACUACACCCGGAUAUUGCUUAUAUCAUCUGGACGGGAGAUUUGACUCCUCACGACGUCUGGUCAACCGCUAAAGACGAAAAUAUCAUGAUCAUUGAUAGUUUAAUGACUCUGAUACAACAACACUUUCCCGGAGUUCCUGUUUACCCAACCUUAGGGAACCACGAGUCUCACCCAGUCAACACUUUUGCUCCACCUGAAAUUACUGAUGUUGAGCUCAACACUGCUUGGCUGUACGACGAAGCUGAUAGACAAUGGGCUCGAUGGCUUCCGGCGGAAGUCUCGGCUACCAUCCGUUACGGAGGUUUCUACACUGCCCUGGUCCAGCCCGGUCUUCGCAUAGUUUCGAUGAACAUGAAUUAUUGCUACACACUCAAUUAUUGGACAUAUUUCAAGUCACAAGAUCCAGCCUCCAGUCUUCUUUGGCUUAGUCAAAUUCUAGAGGAAGCGGAACUUAAUGGUGAAAAAGUUCACAUUCUCAGUCAUAUCCCACCUGGCAAUGGUGACUGUUGGACGAUUUUUAGUCGAGAAUUCGCCAGAAUUAUCAAUCGAUUCGAAUCGACUGUGGCAGCUCAAUUUUACGGCCACACCCAUAAAGACGAAUACAAAAUUUUCUACGACACGGUCGACGUCACUAGGCCUGUUAAUGUGGCCUUUAUCGCACCCAGUCUUACCACCUAUUCUAAGCUCAAUCCCGGGUACCGGACCUACACUGUCGACGGACCAAGAACCGAUUCCACUUGGGCCGUACUUGAUAUCAACACGUACAUCAUGAACCUGACGGACGCCAAUCUAAAAGGUUCAGAAGUCGACCCAGUUUGGUUUGAACUCUAUCAAGCUAAACAGGAAUAUGGACUUGAUGAUUUAAGUCCGCAGUCAAUGGACACACUCUUCCAACGGAUGGUGACCGAUGACGCUCUUUUCCAGCUCUAUUUCAAGAACUACCACAAGAAUGCGGAUCAGGUUGUAGCCGAGGGUUGCGCAGGCCGCUGUCGCUCGAAUAUGCUUUGCCGUAUCGUCACCACCGACAUUGCCGACCAAAGUAAAUGCGAUCAGAUUCGUCACCAGAUUUUCAGCCAUCCCGAGUUUUGAUGAAACUAUAGCUAUAAACCACUGUCUGUAUUAUUUGUCUACAUUUAAUAGCCUAUCGUCCAAUAAAAAUACGAGUUAUGCAUGUCA